Messenger RNA from Symphalangus syndactylus (siamang), 4909 nucleotides. RefSeq names its product GIPC PDZ domain containing family member 3 (gene GIPC3). Gene Ontology annotation, molecular function: protein binding. The record is from RefSeq and is a predicted model, not a curated record. NCBI's taxonomy places the organism in Eukaryota, Metazoa, Chordata, Mammalia, Primates, Hylobatidae.
UCAAGUGAUCUCAGCCUCCGGAGUAGCUGGGAUUACAGGCGCCCAGCCGACACGUCCGGCUGAUUUUUGUAUUUUUGGUAGAGGCGGGGUUUCACCAUGAUGGCCAGGCUAGUCUUGAACUCCUGACCUCAGGUCAUCUGCCCGCUUCGGCCUCCCAAAGUGCUGGGAUUACAGACGUGAGCCACCGCUCCGGGCCUGUCCCUGUCCUUAUUUGUGGUCCCUGUUCUUCCAGGGUCCUGAGCUCGGCCCCCCCCCCGACUGCGGGUAUCCCCGGGGAGGGCGCAGCUAGCCCUGGCAGGGCCCGGACACCUGGGGCCCGACCCACCCCUGCGCACCCCGCGGUGUCGCCUUCCCGGGCGGCUCGGGUUCCCGGAUCCCCUUACCCGGGCGUCUCGGCUGUCGCGCCCUGGGCCGGGGGAGGGGAGGCUGCAGGAAGCUGCGGAUCCGGCGGUGGCGGCGAGGGCCCGGGUGGGUGGCCGAACUUCUCCCGCCAUGGAGGGAGCAGAGGCCCGGGAGGCCCGGGGGGCCGAGACCCCGCGCGCGUCUGCGCCCCCGCCCGCUCCCUCGGAGCCCCCGGCCGCGCCCCGCGCCCGCCCGCGCCUCGUCUUCCGCACGCAGCUGGCGCACGGGAGCCCCACCGGCAAGAUCGAGGGCUUCACCAACGUCCGCGAGCUGUACGCCAAGAUCGCUGAAGCCUUCGGGAUCGCGCCCACCGAGAUUUUAUUCUGCACCCUCAACAGCCACAAAGUGGACAUGCAGAAGCUCCUCGGGGGCCAGAUAGGCCUGGAGGACUUCAUCUUUGCCCAUGUGCGAGGCGAGACCAAGGAGGUGGAGGUCACUAAGACAGAGGACGCUCUGGGGCUGACCAUCACGGACAACGGGGCUGGCUACGCCUUCAUCAAGAGAAUCAAGGAAGGCAGUAUCAUCAACCGGAUCGAGGCAGUGUGCGUGGGUGACAGCAUCGAAGCCAUCAACGACCACUCCAUUGUGGGCUGUCGCCACUACGAGGUGGCCAAGAUGCUGCGGGAGCUGCCCAAGUCCCAGCCCUUCACCCUGCGCCUGGUGCAGCCCAAGAGGGCCUUCGAUAUGAUUGGCCAGAGAAGUCGGUCCAGCAAAUGUCCCGUAGAGGUGAAAGUGACCAGUGGGAGGGAGACCCUGCGGCUUCGUUCUGGGGGGGCUGCCACAGUGGAGGAAGCGCCCAGUGAGUUUGAGGAGGAGGCAUCCCGGAAGGUUGAUGACCUGCUGGAAAGCUACAUGGGCAUUCGGGACCCCGAGCUGGGUAAGGGGCCAGGCGUCCACCAUGGUGGAGACGUCCAAGAAGACAGCCAGCGCCCAGGAGUUUGCACGCUGUUUAGACUCCGUCUUGGGCGAGUUCGCCUUCCCCGACGAGUUUGUGGUGGAAGUGUGGGCCGCCAUCGGCGAGGCCAGAGAGGCCUGUGGCUAGUCUGCCCUGGGGGGGCCCAGCACAGCCCCAGCCCGGAGCCCAGCCCCCUGCCCCGGCCCUGCUCCAGAACCCAGCCCAGAUCGGAGGACAAGUUCCUCUCUAGAACCCAAUCCAAUCUGGAGCCCCAGCCCAACUCCAGAAGCCAGCCCUUCUCUAGAAUCCAGCCCAGAUCUGAGGCCAAGCUCUGUGCUAGAGCCCAGGCCAGCUCUGAGACCGAGCCCAGCAUUGAGAAUAAGCCCUGUUCUAAAACUCAGGCCAGCCCUGAGACCAAGCCCAGCUCUAGAACUCAGAUGGGCUCUGAGACCAUGCCCAGCAUUGAGACCAUGCCCUGUUCUAAAACUCAGGCCAGCUCCGAGGCCAAGCCCAGCUCUAGAACUCAGAUGAGCUUUGAGACCAUGCCCAGCAUUGAGACCAUGCCCUGUUCUAAAACUCAGGCCAGCUCCGAGGCCAAGCCCAGCUCUAGAACCCAGAUGGGCUCUGAGACCAUGCCCAGCAUUGAGACCAUGCCCUGUUCUAAAACUCAGGCCAGCUCUGAGGCCAAGCCCAGCUCUGGAACCCAGAUGGGCUCUGAGAUGGAGGCCAGCAUUGAGACCAAGCCCUGUUCUAGAACUCAGGCCAGCUCUGAGGCCAAGCCCAGCUCUAGAACCCAGAUGAGAUCUGAGACCAAGCCCUGCUCUGAAGCCCAGGCCAGCUCUGAGAUGAAGCUCAUCUCUAGAAUCCAGCUGAGCCCUGACAACAAGCCAAACUCUGGAACCCAGACACAUUUUAAGACCCAGACCAGCUUGGAGACCAAUCCCAGUUCCAGAAUCCAGGCUAGCUUGGAGACCAAGCCCUGCUGGAAAACUCAAGCUGACUCUGGAACUCUGGACAGCUCCACGAUGCAGCCACACCUGGACACUCGGUCUAGCUCUGGAACCCCAGUUAAUUUUGGAACCCAUGUGAGAUUCAUGAAGCAGCCCAGCUCUGGAACCCCAGCCAGCUCAGGAUUCAGAGACAGCUCCCAAACCAAAUCUUAUUCAAGAACUCAGACCAGCUCAGAAAACCAGGUCCACACAGCUGCCCCCUCCAGAUCCCAACCCCAGUUGCAUCCAAGUGCCCAUCCCCAUCCUGCAGCCGAGUCCAGCUCCAGUGAUGAUUCCAGCUCUGAGACUGAGCCCAGCUCUAGAACCUCGCCCAGUGCUACAACCAGGCCCAACUCCAGGAUUCAGACCAGCUCUGGAACCCCAUCCAUCUUGGAAGCGAGACCCAGCUCCAGCACACAGCUUGGUGCCAAGCCCCACUCUCCCUGCAGAAUGCAGGUCAGCUCUAGAAUGCAGUUUACUUCCAAGACCCAGACCAAUUUCAAGGCCUGGCCAAGCUCCAGAGCUCAAUCCAGCCCAGGCACCACACCCAGCUCUAGAACUCAGCUCAGUUCUGGAGCACAAGCUGGUUCUGAAAUCCCAGCCAGCUCCAAAACACAGACAGUGGCUGAGACUCAGUCAAGUUCCAGAAUCCAGCUAAGCUCUGGAGUCCAAUCUAGUCCUGGGACCCGGGCCAUGGCAGCAAUGGAGUUAAGCUCCACAGCCCUCUCUAGUUCUGACAGCAGGCCCAGCUCCAGGACCCAGCGCUGCCCAGGAGCGCGACCAGCCUUUGGGACUCAAUUCGCCUCUAAAACCCUGCCAGGUUCUAGAUACCAGCUCCAGACCACAGCCCCAGACAACUCUGGUAUUCGACUGGACUUUGGGAAGCAGACCAGCUCUGGAAGUCAGCCUAGCUUUGGAACUCAGCCCAGCUCUGGGACCCAGAUAAGCUCAAGAAUUCAAGCCAGCUCUGGAAGUCAGCUUAGUUCUGGAACCCAGCUGAUUUCCAGAGACCAACCCAGCUCCAGAACGCAGACUAGUUCUGGAAACCAGCUCAGCUCUGGGACCCAGGCCAGUGCAAGAAUUCAGCUCAGCCCCGGAGCUCCUCUUAGCUCCAGAACCCAGUCCAGUCCUGAGACCAGGCUCAGCUCCGUGGCCCAGUCCAGCUCUGGAACCCAGACCAGCUCAAGAAUUCAGCCCGACUCUGAAACCCAGACCAGCUCAAGAAUUCAGCCCGAGUCUGGAGCCCACCUCAGCUCCAGAACCCAGUCCAGCUCUGAGACUGGGCUCAGCUCUGAAACCCAGACUGGCUCAAGAAUUCAGCCCAGCCCUGGAGCCCACCUUAAUUCUGGAACCCAGCCUGUUUCUGGAACCCAAUCCAGUUCCAGAACUCACACCAGUUCAAGAACCUGGCUGAGCCCUAGAAAUGGACUCUGCCCACAGACCCCUGGCCUUGACCCUAGAAUCCAGCUUGAGGCCCCUGCCCCAGCCCGACCUCAGCCCGCAGGCCCACCCCCCAGAGACCCCACCCCAGCCCCUAGCAAAGACCCCCAGCCUCUGCCUCAGCCCCAUGAUCAGGUACGCGGCAUCCAGGCCAGCCUUGGCCCCAUCCCAGGCUUACCCCAGGCCUCCUACCUGGCCCCCCAGCCACAGGUCUCCUCAACCCCCGAGAAGCCAGCCGUCUCUCCCAAACCCUGGGUGGGACCCCAGAAUUCCACCCCACCCACCAUAUCUGUCACUCUUAGUCCUCCCCCCAGGGCAGCCCUCCUGAGUUCCCAUCUGUCUGAGUCCCCAGCUUUGGCGCCAGCCCUUUCCCCCACUCUGGGGGAGCCAGGGCCCCGCCCUUACCGCGGGGGGCCGUAGCUUGGCUGUGACUUAGCCCUGGUUCAUGUGGUUCCCGUCCUCUCCUGUCCCUCCCAGCCUGGGUCCCCCAGAAGCAGCAAGUGACCUUAUUUCCCCAGCAGGCGGUGGUGGGGGGGUGUGCGGUGGUGAAACCAGGGGCUUCGCUGGCCCUGGCUCAGAUCCAGGUCCUUGGAGGGAGGAGAGCAGGAGACGGGUUGCACCGCAUGUACCCUGAGGGCUCAUGGUGAAUAAAGGCACCUUCCAUCUCUGCAGCCUGGUGUGUCAUUUUGGGGGAAGUUUGGGGAAACGCGGAGAUGUGGAGCUGGGGGGCUGGCUGAAACUACAGCAACACUGACUACCUCUUGAGCACCUACUGUGUACCAAGCACUUCAUUAAGCACCACACGGGCAUGAGCUCACGUGCCCGCAUGUGACAGGUGCUCCACGAAGACCCAGCCGUUGGUCCUGUCUAUCAAUAUUUAUUGAGCACCUACUAUGUGCAAGGUGCUGUACAGAACACUGUGGUGUUUGAAAGGUUGUUGGGUGAACAAGUGAACCGUGGAGGAAACAGGGGCAUCAGUCCACGCUUUUGCAUCUCUCUCUCUCUCUUUCUCUGUUUUAUUUAUUUAUUUAUUUAGAGAUGGAGUCUCACUCUGUCGCCCAGGCUGGAGUGCAGUGGCAUGAUCUCGGCUCACUGCAACCUUUGCCUCCCAGGUUCAACCAAUUCUCCUGCCUCAGCCUUCUGAGUAGCUGGGAUUACAGGCGCCCGCCACCACGCCUGGCUA